GUUAAAACUACAAAUGAAGAUGGUAACGAAGAUGUCUGUAAUCAAGAAUAUGAGUUAUCAACUGGAAUGGGAAACUUAAAAUCCCACUUACGUCAAAUUCAUAGAAUUUUGCCUCCUGAAACAAAUAACAAAAAUAACCAAAUAAUUAAUGUAGCUUCAAAUCAAUCAUCAUUACAUGACUUUUUAAAUAAAAAAACACCCUUAUCAUCUUCAAAACAAGAUAAAAUUACAAACCGUAUUUUAGCCUGGAUUGUAGACGAUCUUCAAUCAUUUUAUGCUACUACCAACAAUUAUUUUCGGGAUAUGAUUCUUGAAUGUGAGCCAAGAUUUAUGUUUCCAUACAUUGAUCAGUUAAAAGAAAAAUUAAUGCAAUCAGUACUUUUUGCGGAACAACAACUUAAAAAUCUAUUACAAACUACAAUGGAUUCUUUUUGCUUUACGACGGAUCUGUGGUCUCAAUUUCAUCAACCCUAUAUUGCUGUAACUAUUCAUUGGAUCGGUCCUGAAUUUACUUUAUACCAAGCUCUUCUUACAAUCCAAAAGUUCGAUUACCCUCAUACAGCUUCAACAGAUAAUGCUUCUUUGAUGACUAAAGCAAUGAAGCAGCUUGACGUUGAGCAUAUAGCAUAUUCAAUUCAGCUUGCAUUAGGUGAUGGAUUUAAUAUUAAAGAAGAUAAAUAUCAAGCUGAAUUAAAUCCACAGCAUCCAGUUAAUCCUCUUUCAAGUGAUACUAAAACUCAUUGGAGUUCAACUUACAACCUUUUAAAAAAUCUUCUUCUUCUUCGUAAUGCUAUUAUACAGUUAACUGAUAAUUUAAAGCAAAGCGUUAAUCGACAAGAAAGGCAAGAUGAAUUAAAAGUUUUAGAGCUUCUUUUGUCAACUGAGGAAUGGAAUUCAUUAGAUGAAUUAGCAAAACUUUUGCAUCCUUUUGCACAAGCAACAGGAUAUAUUGGAGAAAAUCAAUAUUCUACCUUAGAAAUGAUGAUAUCUACUUUGAUUAAGCUUUCACAUCACUUACGAGAUUUUUAUCCAACAAUUACAUCGAUAAUAGUAAGAGCUUGUUGCAGUAAAAUUAAUGAAUCAAUGCUAUCAAGAUGGUUUGAACCGUCACUUAAUAGUCUUAUAGCUUUUUUUUUAUAUCCAAGAUUUAAAAAAAUGAGUUACAUAACUUCUAUUAAAAAAAAUGAAACUCUUACUUAUCUUUAUACUUUAUAUAAUAACCAGGAACAGUCAACUUCUAUUCAAGAAACAGAACUAUUAAACACUAAUUCUUCUUUUUUUACUUCAUUUUAUGAUGAUGAUAAUAACGUCUUAGUUGAAAAUGAAAAUUUAUCCUCAGUUGUGGAAGAAAAAAUAGCUUAG
Racocetra fulgida is the source of this 1362-nucleotide messenger RNA. The record is from the annotation of a GenBank genome assembly. NCBI's taxonomy places the organism in Eukaryota, Fungi, Glomeromycota, Glomeromycetes, Diversisporales, Gigasporaceae.